This is a messenger RNA of Notolabrus celidotus (New Zealand spotty), 2449 nucleotides long. It is a transcript of the gene hdac10, whose product is annotated as histone deacetylase 10. The transcript has 20 exons. Gene Ontology annotation, cellular component: histone deacetylase complex. Gene Ontology annotation, molecular function: histone deacetylase activity. Gene Ontology annotation, biological process: chromatin organization. NCBI's taxonomy places the organism in Eukaryota, Metazoa, Chordata, Actinopteri, Labriformes, Labridae. The record is from RefSeq and is a predicted model, not a curated record. The coding region runs from base 236 to 2266 and encodes 676 amino acids.
CAUAAAACUCAGAAGUCUGUUUAGAUCUGAUCCACGCUUACAGCUGCAGCAUGCCGUGUGCAGAAUAUUACUGAAGUUUCUCGGCAUGAUGCGAUUGCACUUGUGCAACUUAUAGAGGUCAAAGUUUUAUUGCAGCGUUUUAUUGAUCAGGUAUUCGGUGUUUUAUUUGGCACACAGUCAACAGUGUAACAGUUAGUGCACGCUGCUUGAACCAGCAGCUAGAGUAAUAUUGAAGAUGGGAACCGCACUGAUUUACGAUGAAGAGAUGACCAAAUACAAACUGCUCUGGGUUGACCCAGCAUGUAAGAUUGAGGUACCUGAGCGUCUGACUGUGAGUUAUGAAGCGUUGGUGAAGAACGGCCUGGCUGAUCGCUGCGUCUCUGUGCCUGUUCGUGAAGCAACAGAUGCAGACAUUCUGCAGGUUCACAGUGAGGAGUACUUGGAGGCAGUAAAGAAGACCCCAUACAUGACCCUGGAGGACUUGAAGGAGUUCACCCUGCAGUAUGGGGAUGUCUACUUCCACCCAAACAUCUAUCACUGUGCCAAACUGGCUGCAGGUGCUGCACUGCAGCUUGUGGACAGUGUGAUGAUGGGGAAGGUGAAGAAUGGCAUGGCUCUGGUCAGACCACCAGGACACCACAGUAUGCGCAGUGCUGCCAACGGAUUCUGUGUGUUCAAUAAUGUGGCCAUAGCAACUCGAUACGCCAAGCAAAAAUAUGGGCUUAAAAGGGUUUUGAUAGUCGACUGGGAUAUACACCAUGGUCAAGGAGUGCAGUACGGUUUUGAAGAUGAUCCAAGUGUGCUGUACUUCUCAUGGCACCGUUAUGAGCAUCAGAAAUUCUGGCCUCAACUGAGAGAAUCAGACUACGACAGUGUCGGCAAAGACAAAGGAGCAGGGUUCAACGUUAACGUACCCUGGAACAAGGUGGGAAUGAAAAACAGCGACUACCUCUCAGUCUUCUUCCACGUCCUUCUGCCAGUCGCUUACGAGUUUUGUCCAGACUUGGUCAUGGUGUGUGCAGGCUUCGACUCCGCCAUCGGUGACCCAGAGGGUGAAAUGUGUGCCACCCCAGACAUCUUUGCCCACCUCACCCACCUGCUGAUGAACCUGUCCGGAGGGAAACUGUGUGCUGUUCUGGAGGGAGGAUACAACUUGACCUCCCUCCCCCAGUCUGUGUGUCAAACAGUUCAAACUUUACUGGGAGAUCCUGCACCCCGACCUACAAACCUGGAUGGUCCCUGUGAAAGCGCACUUGAGUCCCUUCACUGCACCCGAUCAGCUCACAGGCAGUACUGGUCCUGCCUCAAACAUGCAGCUGAACUUCCUGCCUCUGAAAUCAGCACAAAGCGAAUAAAAUUAGCAAAAGAAGAAAAAGAAGAGGAGAAAAAGACAGAGACUGUACAAGAAGAGAAAAGUGUUGAAGAAAAGGUCUGGCCAGAGCCUCCAAAGCGUGCCUCUCCCCUGAACCGCACUGCUGUAGUCCUCCCUGAUGAUGUUACCUGCCCGGACAGAUGUACACGCUUUAGCUCAUCUGAGAAUCCUGACCCGGUGACAGUCAACAAACUCAGGGAGAACCUCCUCAAAGCUGCAGGUGACAGCAGUGCUCUCACAACCCUCUGCAGUCUCACUGCCCUCGUAGAGAAGAUGGAGCAGAGCGAGAUCUGCAACGGCUUGGCCCUGGUCCCUGAUGUUUCUACGGCAAUGGUGUGUCUUGUCCAGCAUGCUGUAACUGCCUCCAACAGACGAGUUCUGGUUGUGUGUGUUGGAGGUGCAUUGGACCAAAGUCUCUUCAAGGAUGAUGGGAAAACUCUCCUGGUGCAGUUCAGCAACAAGGAGUCCGAGGAAACAAAGAGCAAAUAUAACAUAAGUGUGUGUCUGAAGAAGGGCUGCGGUGACGUGUCAGGGUUUAUAUGUGCUGUUCUGAGCCUCCUUCUACCUCUGGGAUAUGAGUACGACCCCAGUCUGGUUCUGCUGGUCCGGAUGGCAGAUAGUGGUUUGUGUGACAGUGCGUGGCAGCAACUAACAGGCCUACUGCAGGGCCUGGCACAGGGGCGGACACUGGUGCUCAUGCAGGAAUCUGAGAAGGCUUGUGUCGGCAUCACAGCCUCCUCUCUCCUCGGGGACGCUGCCCCCUCUCUGGGGCAGCUUUGUGCUCCUCUACCUGAGGAUGUGGAGGCAAUGGAGAGGCUGAGACAAAGACUGCAGGUGGACUGGAAGCUGCUGCAGACUACAGCACCAGAAACUGGACGAGGGGAUGAAGACUGAGAUGAUCCUGCUCCUUUGUGCAGAAAAAUCAAUCUGGAUAAAUAUGUGUAUAUUUUGACAGAUUUCAUUGUCCUAACUGACCAUUAGUUAAACAGAAUGUGCCCUCAAAUAAUUUUUGUACCUUUGUAUUAAACUUUACAACUAUUGUGUUAAUAAGUACCAAUCAAUUUUUGUGUCAGUCAA